AAAGAACGGAACAUAAUGCUUUGACUGGCAAUGCUCGACAGUGAGUUGCUCCGGGCUGCGACAGGGUAUAAGUAUGGCGGCAUUCCCUUCACUUUCUCUCGAUUGUUCAUUCCAUCGCAUCUCAAGUCCACUCAAGAACUAGAAUCCCUCCCAUACAGAAACAGACCAACACACGCACGGCGAGAACUCGCAACCUUCACUUCAGGAUGACCACCCCGACCGUUGCUUUCUUCGGCGCGACAGGCGACUGCGCCGGCUACUGCCUCUCCUCAGCCCUUAAAGCCGGCUUCAACUGCAUCGCCUUGGCCCGCACCCCAUCCAAACUCACCAACUCGAUGAAGGCCAAAGGCGUCAGCACCACCACUCUCGAUUCCCACCUGACUAUCGUUUCCGGCGACGUCAAGGACGUCUCGACGGUCCAGACGGCUCUGCAACUCAACGGGCGCGUGGUCGACUACAUCGUCUCCGGCAUCGGUGGCCUGCCCAAGCUACAAUGGAGUCUCUGGGAGCCCGUCACGCUCAACGAUCCCACCAUUUGCCAAGAUGCCGGCGCAACCAUUCUGCGCGCUCUGCAAGGAUUGCAAGUCGAGCAGAAGCCGACCUUCAUCAAUGUCUCCACUACAGGCAUCUCGCCCCGCAGCGUCCCCAGGGAUGUGCCGCUGCUGUUCGUGCCUUUGUAUCACUGGUUCCUGAGUGUUCCGCAUGCCGACAAGCAGGUGCUGGAGGAGAAGCUGGCGGCGCAUACAAAACUGCCGGAAAAGGAGAGAGGGUUGAGGGCGUAUGUCAACGUCAAGCCGUCUCUCCUAAUGGAUGGUGCAGGCUGUGGUUUGCAGGCUGUACGGGUGGGAGUGGAUGAGAAACCGGCGGUGGGCUAUACGAUUCAGCGGAAAGACGUGGGGACGUUCAUGUUUGAGAGAUUGGUCAAGACGGGCGUGCCGCAGGAAUGGCUAAACAAGAGUGUCAGUGUGACCUACUGAUUUAUACCUGGUCAGCCUUUCUUCAUAGCCACUUAGCGAUUCUGGAUGUCAGGGAGCUGGCGUUCAAGUGUAUACCAUGGGCUGGCGGAUAGAGACAACAAUUCGAUGCAAAUCC
Neohortaea acidophila is the source of this 1092-nucleotide messenger RNA. RefSeq lists its product as uncharacterized. NCBI's taxonomy places the organism in Eukaryota, Fungi, Ascomycota, Dothideomycetes, Mycosphaerellales, Teratosphaeriaceae. The transcript has a single exon. The record is from RefSeq and is a predicted model, not a curated record. The coding region runs from base 207 to 977 and encodes 256 amino acids.